Daucus carota subsp. sativus is the source of this 4315-nucleotide messenger RNA. RefSeq lists its product as uncharacterized. The record is from RefSeq and is a predicted model, not a curated record. NCBI's taxonomy places the organism in Eukaryota, Viridiplantae, Streptophyta, Magnoliopsida, Apiales, Apiaceae. The transcript has 23 exons. Bases 299 to 4006 code for a protein of 1235 amino acids.
AGUCCCAGCUUACUCUCUCCCAUCUCUCUCUCCCUCCCUCAGUCUCUCUGGUAAAAACACAUCUCUCUGUCUCUCUGCUAAAAAACACAAUCAGAAGAAGAAACGCCCAUACUUUAUCAUCUAAAUGUGCAGCUUUUACACUCUUAUCUGAUUAUUUUGUUAUAUAUAGUCACUGAAAAACCCCAUUUUUUUAUUUUUGUCAAGAAAUAUUCUGAUCUGAUCUCAAACCCCAUUUUUCAAGAAAAUAGAAAAUAUUGCAUUUUUGGUGGGUUCCAGUAUUUUGGUUAUAUAGGGUAUUAUGUUUACUGAAGGCCUUGACAAAUCUGCUCUUCGUUGGGUUAAAGAGGGUUCUCUGAAUAACAAAAAAGAAGUUCCAAUGUCAAUGUCUAGUCAAAGACCUAGGAUAGAUCCUGUUACUACUGUCAGAACUGGUACUAGAGGUUUUGGGUUGCCUCCAACUUCGAAGUUCCGAAGUGGGCAUUUACCGGAUAGGAUUCCAGUUUCAAGAACUAUUCCGCGCCAGUAUGAUGACAGUAGAUCAGAAUCGGAAAAUGAUAUGAGUACAGAUUCAGAGGAGGGGGUUUAUGGAGGGAGGUAUUCUUUGGAUUCGUCACCGCAGGAUGAUAGAGCAUCUAGCAAUGCAGCAGCUAGAAGGUAUUUUAAUCCUGCGGAAAGGAGGGUUCAGUAUGGUAGUGAUAGUGUGUAUUCAGAGGAUGUUAGUUCGUCAAGAGAAACGUUAGGAAGAGGGCGUGGGGUGGUGGUAGACAGGCUGAUGAAGGGUGCAAAUAGGUACCCUGUUGGAAGCAAUGGCUACACCGAGGAAGAAUCGUCAGAUUCUGCGUGCAGCUCGGAAUUCUCAUCAACUCAAGUGCCAAGGAGUGAUAAAGGGUUACCCGGUAGCAAGGCAUAUCUUUCCGAGGGAUAUGCUUCUAGUGUGCCUUCAUGGAUAAACAAGCAAUCUGCCUCCAACAAGAAUCAGAAGCUUUCUGAUGAUGAUAAUCCAAGCGCACCUCCAUUUUCUGAUGCUGGUGGGGAGAUCAAGCAAGAACCGAGCCCUGCCUCCAGCAGACCAAAUGGCAUGCCUUCUGCAGCAGUUGGUUCAGAAACAAAAACUACAACGGCUACUUUACAGAAUAAUAUCCGCCAGGAGAUGCCUAAAACGUCUGUGAGGACUGCAGCAAGUGCAGAAAAUGGUGUGCCUUCAGGUUCAUUUCCAGCUCGGAUUCCCACAUUUCAUGCAAGUGCGCUAGGUCCGUGGCAUGCUGUAAUAGCAUAUGAUGCAUGUGUUCGACUAUGCCUUCAUGCUUGGGCAAAGGGUUGCAUGGAAGCACCAAUGUUUCUUGAGAAUGAAUGUGCACUGUUGAGGAAUACGUUUGGAUUGCAGCAAGUCCUGCUGCAGUCAGAGGAGGAAUUGUUGCUGUCCAAGCGUACUUCAGAACUCGCUGGUGAAGGAGCUAUUCCCAAGCCCAAGAAAAUGGUUGGGAAGAUGAAGGUGCAAGUUCGCAAGGUCAAAAUGUCGCUGGACCCCCCUACAGGAUGCAGUUUUUCAAAUGUGAGAGCACCAAAGCUUAAGUUGGAAGUUAUAAAGGACCGCUUCUCCAAUUUUCAGUCAACGGUCUCUUCUGGAUGGCAAGCAGUCCGGAGUGUUCAUUUUGCACCCAGGGUGGCUGGAAAUGGCUCUUUUUCACGCCAAAGUUUAGCAUAUGUGCAGGCCAGCACACAAUAUCUGAAACAAGUAUCUGGACUCCUAAAAACUGGUGUAGCAACUUUGAGAAGUAGUCCAUCUUCCUAUGAAGUUCAAGAAACAUACUCCAGUUUGCUACGACUGAAAAGUUCAGCUGAAGAGGACGCCAUUAGGAUGCAACCUGGAUCUGGUGAAACACAUGUAUUUUUCCCGGAUAGUCUAGGAGACGAUUUGAUUGUUGAAAUCCAGGAUUCCACUGGAAAAUAUUAUGGUCGUGUUGUGGCUCAAGUUGCUGCCAUCUCUGAAGAUCCGGGUGACAAACUUCGGUGGUGGUCUAUUUUUCGUGAGCCAGAACACGAACUUGUUGGAAAAUUACAGCUUUUUAUAAAUUACUCAACAACUUUGGAUGAGAAUAGUCAUCUUAAGUGUGGCUCUGUUGCUGAGACAGUAGCAUAUGAUCUAGUACUGGAAGUUGCAAUGAAAGAUCAACAUUUUCAGCAAAGGAAUCUGUUAGUCCAUGGUCCAUGGAAGUGGCUGCUCAUCGAAUUUGCAUCAUAUUUUGGAGUUUCUGAUGCAUACACUAAACUAAGAUACCUCUCUUAUGUGAUGGAUGUUGCCACGCCAACUGCAGACUGCCUUACUCUUGUGCAUGAUUUAUUAAUGCCCGUAGUACUGAAGGGAAACUGUAAGAGCACCCUAAGUCAUCAAGAGAACCGUAUUCUGGGAGAAAUUGAGGAUCAGCUCGAACAAGUCUUUGCCCUUGCUUUUGAGAAUUACAAGUCUCUAGAUGAGUCAGCACCAUCUGGGAUGAUGGAUGUUUUCAGGCCUGCUACAGGGAGUGCAGCACCAGCGUUGGAGCCAGCUGUUAAAUUGUACACGCUUCUACAUGAUAUAUUAUCACCUGAAGCUCAAAACAAACUAUACAGCUACUUUCAGGCUGCUGCAAAAAAGAGAAGUAGAAGGCAUUUGACAGAUACAGAUGAAUAUGUCAGCGGGAACAAUGAAGGCAUGCUGGCUGAUGUUGUUUCUAUUACAACUGCAUAUCAGAAAAUGAAAUCUCUUUGUAUGAACAUCAGGAAUGAGAUUUUUACUGAUAUAGAGAUCCACAAUCAACAUAUACUUCCCAGUUUUAUAGACCUGCCCAAUCUUUCGACAGCGAUAUAUAGCGCAGAGUUAUGCAACAGACUGCGUUCAUUUCUCAUUGCAUGUCCACCAUCAGGCCCUUCACCUCAUGUAACUGAGCUUGUGAUUGCAACCGCAGAUUUUCAAAGGGAUCUGUCUAGCUGGAAUAUCAAUCCUGUUAAAGGUGGAGUUGAUGCAAAAGAACUGUUCCAUUUGUACAUCAUGCUCUGGAUUCAAGAUAAGCGGCUUGCUUUGCUCGAGACAUGCAAAUUAGACAAGGUUAAAUGGUCUGGAGUCAGGACACAGUACUCAACAACUCCAUUUGUAGAUGAGAUGUAUGAUCGUUUGCAAGAGAUUUUAAAUGAUUAUGGUGUCAUUAUUAGUCGCUGGCCAGAAUAUACUUUUGCUUUGGAGAAUGCUAUUGCUGACAUUGAGAAGGCAGUUGUUGAAGCCCUAGACAAACAGUACGCAGAUGUUGUAUCUCCAUUGAAGGAGAACAUGGCUCCCAAGAAAUUUGGCCUCAAAUAUGUGCAGAAGCUAGCUAAACGAUCUGUCGGUCUUUAUGUGGUGCCUGAAGAGCUUGGCAUUCUGUUAAACUCAAUGAAGAGGAUGCUUGAUGUUCUCCGCCCAAAAGUUGAGCAUCAACUGAAGUCAUGGGGUUCAUGCAUACCUGAUGGAGGAAACACAGCUCCUGGAGAGCGUUUAAGUGAAGUGACAGUGAUGCUUCGAUCCAAGUUUAGGACUUAUUUGCAAGCUGUUGUAGAAAAGCUUGCUGAAAAUACAAGGUUACAGAGCGGUACAAAACUGAAAAAGAUUCUCCAAGAUUCAAAGGAAUGUGUAGGUGAAGCAGACGUAAGAAGCCGCAUGCAACAACUAAUAGAGCAGCUUUCAAAUACUAUAAAUCAUCUUCAUAGUAUUUUUGAAACACAUGUAUUUGUUGCUAUAUGUCGGGGUUACUGGGACCGGAUGGGGCAGGAUGUCCUAAGUUUCCUAGAGAACAGGAAAGAGAAUAGGUCUUGGUACAAGGGUUCUCGCACUGCAGUAUCUAUCCUGGAUGAUACUUUUGCAUCUCAGCUGCAGCAGCUGCUGGGAAAUGCCCUUCAAGAGAAAGACAUAGAACCUCCUAGAUCAAUCAUCGAAGUGCGCUCGAUGCUAUGCAAAGACACUGCCAGUCAGAAGGGAAAUACUUACUAUUAUUAGCAGAAUUUUUUUUUUAUGUUGUAAAUAGUAGAUAAACGGGAGGCUGGGACGACAUGUCCUGAUACAAGUUUUCCGGAUGCAAAGACGUUUCUUGGUCGGCCUCACCAUUCAUGUUGGCUUGUUGAAUAGAUGACCAGGAAUAACCAUGCCAUUUCCAGUUACCGCCAAUCAAAAUUUUGUCCAAGGAUAGAUACAUCGAGUUCCCAGAUUCACCUAAAGCAUUUUUCCUUUUUUCCCAACUACAUUUCAUAUAGAAGCUAGUUCACUGACUUUUAUUCUAAUAUAUAUGCGACGACAAUAUUUUAGUCU